AUGGAUUCCGGCGACAAGAACAGCAUCUCUGCGAAGAAGCAGGAGGAUGUCCUGCACGUCGAGGAUAUCAGCGACGUCGACAAGGCGGUGGUUGACGACUCGAUUGAGGAGACAGAGUGUGGCAAGAUGGCCUGGUUCAUCUCCAUGGCCGUCUCGACGGGUGGAUUUCUCUUCGGCUACGACACUGGUGUCAUCUCUUCGGUCCUUGUCGUUAUCAACGACGAUCUAGGGCAUACGCUGUCGUCCAGUCAACAGGAACUCAUCACCUCGCUGACUUCGGGCGGCGCAUUAAUCGGCGCCAUCGCUGCUGGUACCACGGCUGAUAAGUAUGGCCGGAAAUUCGGAAUCUACCUUGGUUGUCUCCUCUUCAUCGCCGGAUCCAUCAUCCAAGCAGCGUCCUAUUCGCUGGCACAGAUGAGCGCUGGAAGGUUUAUCGUUGGACUCGGAGUCGGCAGUGCUGCUAUGAUCAUCCCGUUGUACAUUGGCGAGAUUGCCCCGGCAAGAUACAGAGGAAGGAUGAUUGCAUUCGACAACAUGAGCGUUACGUUCGGACAACUCAUCAGCUACGCAUUAGGAGCGGCUUUUGAAAACGCUACACACGGCUGGCGAUACACUGUCGGAAUCGGCGCUGCACCGGCCAUCCUGCUCGCCCUGAUGCUGCCAAAGUGCCCGGAAAGUCCCCGCCAGCUCAUUUCCCACGGCAAACUCGACGAGGCAGGGCAGGUCAUCCGCAAGAUUUUCCCGAAGGCGACGGAUAAGCAGGUCAAGGACAAGGUGCAAUUGAUUCUGAACUCGGUGCACCAGGUCACCGCGGCGCUGGAGGACAAGACGCUGUGGUGGCAAUUCAAGCAGCUAUUCAGCGUGUCGGCCAACGCCAGGCCUCUGAUCAGCACUUGCGUCGUUAUGGCCGUGUCGCAACUCGGAGGCUUCAACACGCUGAUGUACUACUCGGGCACGCUCUUCGGACUCGUGGGAUUCAACAAGCCGGUGGCAGUCAGCAUCGUCGUGGGCGCGACCAACUUCAUCUUCUCGCUCGUGUGCAUCACGCUGCUCGACCGGUUCGGACGGCGCAUCGUGGUGCUCGUGACGUGCAUGGGCAUGUGCAUCUCGCUCGUCAUCGCGGCCGUGGCCUUCAGCUACAUCCCGAUCAGCAAGGACCUCGUCGUCGAGUCGCGCGAGAUCGGCUGGCCCGGCAUCCUCGUCCUCAUCACCAUCAUCUGCUACGUCGCCUUCUUCGCGUCCGGCGUCGCCACCAUCUCCUGGGUCGGCACUGAGCUGCUGCCCGUCGAAGUGCGUGCGCUGGGAACCAUGGUGAACACGGUUACGUGCUGGGGCUGCAACAUCAUCAUCGCGUCGACGUUCUUGUCCAUGAUGAAGGCCAUGACGGCCAGCGGCGCCUUCGGCUUCUACGCCGGCAUCUGCUUCGCCGGCUGGCUGUUCCUGCUCUUCGGCUACCCGGAGGUCAAGGGCCUGCCGCUCGAGAUGAUCCGCGACGUCUACAGCCACGGAUUUGGCGUCAAGUACGCUGCGCAGCUGCAGAAGGACAGGAAGAUUGCCGAGAGGGAGGGCCGCUCAAGGGCGAACGGUGGGUCUCAGUCCAACCCCGAUGCAUCUCACCCGCUCGGCAAAUCAUUGAGUCUGAUAUGCGGAUCUCUCACCUGGCUACGGGAUCACAAACGCCGGACAUUUGAAGAUGGCCUUUCUACCGACAACCUCGAUGAUGACGAGCCGGAAUGGAUGCUGGAGUAUGCUCGCGAGGAGAAGCGGCGCACUGCUUUGCAACAACGCGCAGACCUGGAAGAAAAACUUGCGAAGGUUCGAGCAAAGGAGAAGAAGCUGAAGGAGAGAUACGCAAAUGGCGAGCCGCGUUUCAAGCGACAGAAAACUUCUGCCGCCGACCCCGAUGACGACGGUGAUGAUGAGGCCCGAUUCUUACUUGACGACUAUGAGAGUGAAAAUGAGGCGACCGACAAGAGCAGUUCUCGCCGAGACCCCGAUUCUGGAUUCUCAGCCGAAACCCAAGCCCUCAUGAAAAAGCUGGGCAUGCCAGUGGGCAGGGACGACAAAGACGAAGACGCCGAGGCCGUGGAUGAACUCAAAGUCUUUUACUGUUCUCGGACGCAUUCCCAGUUGUCCCAAUUCUCUGGCGAGUUAAGGCGCGUCAAGAUACCUCCAGCCAUCACACCAAACUCAAAAAAUGCCGAACCCGAAGCCGACGGCGAUGGUGAAGUUGCAGAAGCUUUCAAACAUCUUACACUGGGAUCCAGGAAGAACCUCUGCAUCAACCCCAAAGUUCAGAAACUCGGCAGCACCUCUCUCAUCAACGAAAAGUGCCUUGACUUGCAGAAACCAGGCACCGCUGCGGACCACAAAUGUCCUUUUCUACCAGCCAAGGAGACGGAGACUGUUGUGAACGACUUCCGCGAUCACGCCCUGGCCGACAUCCGUGAUAUUGAAGACCUUGGUGCCAUUGGAAAGAAGCUUGGUAUCUGCCCGUACUAUGCAUCGCGGCCAGCUGUCAAACCGAGCGAGGUAAACCGCCCAGCUUUCAAUGUGGAGUUGAUACCAAUGCUAACCAGACAUCAGAUCGUCACAUUACCAUAUCCCCUACUACUUCAAAGAACCGCACGGGAGGCUCUUGAUAUCAAUCUGAAGGAUCAUGUUGUCAUCAUCGAUGAAGCCCACAACCUCAUGGAUGCCAUUAAUGGAAUCUACUCCGUCUCCGUCUCCCUUUCUCAGCUGCAACGCUCCCGGAGUCAACUGACUACCUACCUUCAGAAGUUCCGCAACCGGCUCAAAGGCAAGAAUAGAGUCUACGUUGCGCAGACAGUCAGAUUACUUGAUUCUCUAGUGGGUUAUCUACAAGGCACAGCCGCUCAUGCCUCGGAAGAAGAGGGCGUGGUUCAGAUUGGAGACCUUAUGGUGGGCAAGGGUGUGGACCAGAUCAACCUCUACAAGCUAUUGCGGUAUCUGGACGAAAACAAGCUGGCGCGGAAGGUUGACGGAUACAUCGUCUAUACAGAAGAGCAGGAGAAGUCCAAAGACGAAGCAUCCCGAGGCUUAACUCGGCGGCGUGAGGCGAAGUCUUCCAUGCCGGUAUUGAUGCACAUCCAAAGCUUCUUCUACGCGCUCCUCAACCCCUCCGCCGAAGGCCGCUUCUUCUACGCCAAAAACGACGACGAUCUCGGGCUGUGCCUGAAAUACAUGCUCCUCGACCCAACCCACCACUUCCGCGAAAUCGUUGACGACGCCCGCGCCGUCAUCCUCGCUGGCGGAACCAUGUCUCCCGUCCGUCCACCCAUGAGCGACUACUCCGACUACCUCCUCUCCUACCUCCCGCCCUCGCGCAUCACGACCCUCUCCUGCGGCCACGUCAUCCCGCCCUCCAACCUCCUCGCCUGCCCCGUAACGACCGGCCCCAGCGGCGCGCCCUUCGACUUCACCUUCGAGAAGCGCAAUGCCGCAUCGACCAUAACCGACCUCGGCGCCGCGCUGCUGUCCUUCGUCGCCCGCAUCCCGGACGGCGUCGUCGUCUUCUUCCCCAGCUACGCGUACCUGGACCGCUGCAUCGACGUCUGGCGACGCACAGCUCCGCCUCCAUCAUCGGCGGCGGUGGCAUCCCGAGCGAAGAACAUGUUCGACGCCCUCGCCGCCGUGAAGCCCGUCUUCCACGAAUCGAAGAGCAAGGCCGCCGCCCCGGCCGGCAGCACCACGCAGCCGCCAUCGUCAGCACCACCGCCGCCGGCGGACGCCAACAAGAACUCCACCAGCCCGACCGACACCGUCCUCGCGGCCUACAGCACAGCCGUAGCAACAGGCGGCGGCCGCGGUGCCCUCCUCCUCGCCGUCGUCGGCGGCUCUUUGUCCGAAGGCAUCAACUUCAGCGACGCGCUGGGCCGGGGCGUCGCCGUCGUCGGGCUGCCCUUCCCGCCCGCGCACUCGGCCGAGUGGAAGGCGCGGAUGGGGCACGUCGCGAGGAAAGUCCGCGAGAAAGGCGGCAGCGCGGAGGCCGGCAAGGCUGCGGCGAGGGAGUUUUACGAGAACGCGUGCAUGCGCGCCGUCAAUCAGGGGAGUUUGAGGAACGGGAUGGGGGUGGAGGGGGUGGGGAGGGAGCUGGGGAGGUUUUCUGAGGGGAGGGAGGGGGGGAGGACGGGGUGA
Lasiodiplodia theobromae is the source of this 4158-nucleotide messenger RNA. Its product is annotated as Helicase. The record is from RefSeq and is a predicted model, not a curated record. The transcript is spliced from 13 exons. The coding region runs from base 1 to 4158 and encodes 1385 amino acids. Lineage: Eukaryota; Fungi; Ascomycota; Dothideomycetes; Botryosphaeriales; Botryosphaeriaceae. Gene Ontology annotation, cellular component: membrane; nucleus. Gene Ontology annotation, molecular function: hydrolase activity, acting on acid anhydrides, in phosphorus-containing anhydrides; DNA binding; transmembrane transporter activity. Gene Ontology annotation, biological process: transmembrane transport; nucleobase-containing compound metabolic process; establishment of sister chromatid cohesion.